Messenger RNA from Phialemonium atrogriseum, 1064 nucleotides. RefSeq lists its product as uncharacterized. Bases 69 to 1064 code for a protein of 331 amino acids. NCBI's taxonomy places the organism in Eukaryota, Fungi, Ascomycota, Sordariomycetes, Cephalothecales, Cephalothecaceae. The record is from RefSeq and is a predicted model, not a curated record. The transcript has a single exon.
CAGCCCGCCUCGCUCUUUUCCCAUCGCCAGCAGCCAACCCACCUGGCAAGACCACAAGACAACGAACGAUGCACUGGAACUCGCUUGCUGCCGUUGCGGCGCUUAUGGCACCUGGCGCCACUGCUCUGCUUCGCUUUUCAUGUUCAUCUCUUGUCAUCGAUCGCCUUGACCCCUUGGUCAAUCCGAGCCAGAUGCCCUCCCCGCAUCUGCACCAGAUCGUGGGCGGGAACGGCUUCAAUGUCACCAUGGAUCCCACCAAAGACAUCUCCGACGUUGCGACAUGCACAACCUGCACCUUUGCCGAGGACUUUUCCAACUACUGGACUGCCGUGCUGUUUUUCAAGGCACGAAACGGCACCUACAAGCAGGUGCCGCUGCAGCCCAACAUCGGAUUCGAGCAGGCCAACGGCGGCAUGACGGUUUACUACUCGCCCCAGGCCCGGGGUACCGUCACGGCCUUCAAGCCGGGCUUCCGCAUGCUCAUCGGCGACCCCAAUGCCCGCGACAAGGCCAAGGCGCAGAAAUACCGCCAGCUCACGUACACCUGCCUGCUUACCACGGGCACCAGGUCCGGGGAAACCAAGAACUUCCCGACGAGGCCUUGCCCGGCCGGCAUCAUGGCCAACGUCCGCUUCCCGACCUGCUGGGACGGGAAGAACCUCGACAGCCCCGAUCACAUGAGCCACGUGGCGUACCCAUCCAUGGGCACGUUUGAGAGCAACGGGCCCUGCCCGACAACGCACCCCGUGCAGAUCCCGCAGCUCUUCUACGAGGCAAUUUGGGACACCAGGCAGUUUAACAACAAGUCGCAAUGGCCCGAGGAUGGCUCCCAGCCCUUUGUGUGGAGUCAGGGAGACGAGACUGGUUUCGGCACUCACGGUGACUAUGUCUUCGGCUGGAAGGGCGACGCUCUCCAGAAGGCGAUGACGUCCAACUGCAAUAUCAACUGUCCCCAGCUCAAGUCUCAGUCAAUUGCGCAGGGUAACCAGUGCAACGUUAAGCCUAAGGUCCAUGAGAAUCUCGGUGGGUGGCUCGACCAGCUUCCUGGUAUAGAUGAAUUGUAA